This is a messenger RNA of Indicator indicator, 1095 nucleotides long. It is a transcript of the gene MAPK11, whose product is annotated as mitogen-activated protein kinase 11. Gene Ontology annotation, cellular component: cytoplasm; nucleus. The transcript is spliced from 13 exons. Gene Ontology annotation, biological process: protein phosphorylation; intracellular signal transduction. Gene Ontology annotation, molecular function: ATP binding; MAP kinase activity. NCBI's taxonomy places the organism in Eukaryota, Metazoa, Chordata, Aves, Piciformes, Indicatoridae. The coding region runs from base 1 to 1095 and encodes 364 amino acids. The record is from RefSeq and is a predicted model, not a curated record.
AUGGUGGUACUGAGAAAACGUGGCGUCUUCUACCGGCAGGAGCUGAACAAGACGGUGUGGGAGGUGCCCCAGCGCUACCAGAACCUCACCCCUGUCGGCUCCGGCGCCUACGGCUCGGUCUGCUCAGCUUAUGAUACCAAAACAAGACAGAAGGUGGCAGUAAAAAAGCUUUCAAGACCUUUUCAGUCACUUAUUCAUGCGAGGAGGACCUACCGAGAGCUUAGGUUGCUUAAGCACAUGAAGCAUGAGAACGUUAUAGGAUUGCUAGAUGUCUUUACACCUGCAACAUCAAUAGAAAAUUUUAAUGAAGUGUAUCUUGUGACAAAUUUGAUGGGUGCUGACCUGAAUAACAUUGUGAAGUGCCAGAAGUUAACAGAUGACCAUAUACAGUUUCUCAUCUAUCAGUUACUUAGAGGUCUUAAGUAUAUUCACUCAGCUGGAAUCAUCCACCGGGACCUGAAGCCCAGUAACCUAGCUGUAAAUGAAGACUGUGAACUGAGGAUUUUAGACUUUGGUUUGGCUCGACAAACUGAUGAUGAAAUGACAGGAUAUGUUGCAACAAGAUGGUACAGAGCUCCAGAAAUUAUGUUGAACUGGAUGCAUUACAAUCAAACAGUUGACAUCUGGUCAGUUGGAUGCAUCAUGGCAGAGCUAUUGAAAGGGAAGGCCCUAUUUCCAGGAAAUGAUUAUAUCGAUCAACUAAAGAGAAUAAUGGAAGUUGUGGGAACACCCAGUUCUGAACUUCUGAAGAAAAUAUCAUCAGAACAUGCGAGAAAAUACAUUGAAUCUCUUCCACAUAUGCCUCAACAGGAUUUGAAAGCAGUAUUUCGUGGUGCCAGUCCAUUAGCUGUAGAUCUUCUUGAGAAGAUGCUUAUAUUAGACAGUGAUAAAAGAAUUACUGCCUCAGAAGCACUUGCACAUCCAUACUUUGUACAGUAUCACGAUCCAGAUGAUGAACCUGAGGCCGAGCUCUACGAUGAGUCAAUAGAGAAUAAGGAGCGAACCAUAGAUGAAUGGAAAGAACUUACUUAUGAAGAAGUGAUUAGCUUUAAACCCCCUGACUUAAAAAUGGAUAGCCUGGAGAUAGAACAGUGA